AGAAACGGACAUCGGGACACUUCUGUGACAAUUUCAAGGAGAGAUUUCAUUAUGACCGCAGUGUUUCAGGGAAUAGCGGGAAAAGGGAAAAAAGCAGCACCAAAAAGCCGUGAAACAGAGGCGAUGGCGAGGGUCAGGAGAGCGCUGUGGUUGGUACUGAGCAUGCUCAGUUUGUCCAUACUGCUCGUGGUGCUGGGAGCCUACACAACAACCCUUACAGAGAGCCUGAGUGUGAGUGGCUACGCAUCUGGAGUCAUUCUGACUCUCGGCUCCUUCCUGGGACUCCUGGGACUCCUCCUGGAAGAAAACCGCAAGCAGCUGCUAACAGCUGCCAUCGUCUUCCUCAGCUUCGGGGUCGUCACCUCUUUUGCUUGCCUGGUGAUUGAUGGUGUCUGUAUCGUCUUAAACAUGGACAUGCGUCCUCUGAGAGCAGGGAGGUGCCAGUAUUACAGCAGCGGCGGCAGCUACAUCUACGAGAACUUCUACACCACCGUGUCGUGUCUGAAUCUGAAAGAGUCUUGCAACAUGACGGUCCGAAGCGGGACCUGUUACUGCUGCGACCUGUAUGACUGUGCCAAUGGAGAUUACCUCAGCAAGUACUACGAGUUUGUUGGAGUUCAAAGCUGUGAGGAAGUCUUUGUGCUGUACGUUUUAAUCUGGACCCUCGCCAGCCUGAACCUUGUGGCCUUCUUCACGGGGAUCCUGACUACCGCUGUGCUGGGGAGCAUCAAGAACCUGAGAACCAGAAGCCUUGUGACUGAAUCCACCGAAAGCAAAGGGUCUCAUCCCACAGCCCCUCUGCUAACGGACGCCAACAUACACUCGCCACAGUUCCAUCCGGACGUGUGAGGCUUGUGGCCUCGAGCAGAAAAGACAAGCGGUUCCCACAGUUUUCCGUCUUCAGUGACUGCAACGCCCACGCUGACCAGCCUGCUGUCCCGCCGAGCCCAGGGCCUCGCCGCCUGAGCCGCACCAAACCUUCUCAACUUCAUACCAGAACGCAUUAAACACACAAAGAUCAGAAAGAGAUGCUUUAUCCCUCCAUCGAGGCAAAGCCGAGGUGGAGGGAUAAAGAGACUUCUGCCGUUCGACUGUUUAUCCAUUUGUCAAUCUGUUAGCAAUAUUUUGAAAGGAGGGAAUGAUUCACAACUCUUCCUCUGUUACAGUAACUAAAGCCACUUGGACUUCAUAGACGUGCUUUUGUGUCGUCUUUUAUUUGUUUUCUUUUAAAUCUCUUACUUUAGAGUAGGAGCUUUCCCAGCAUGAUGGAAACCACUUGUGAUGUAACUGACAGUGCAACACAGGAGUAACGGCGUGGUUUUCACUGAUCGACCAGAGAAAUAACGUCUGGCUGUUAUCUCACUUCAGUGUUCAUAGCCCGCGAUCAUAUGAGAUCCCUCUGAGACCUUGCCAGACCCGUUUCCCACAGAAAAGCCUUUAAAACUGUUUGGUCUGAAUGUGGAAAGCCAUAACUAAAAUACAGCCCUGCUCCUUUUUUUUUUUCUUUUUAAGAAAGUAUACUGGCCUGAAUGAUGUACAGAAGUUUAAUGUGAGGAUAGUUUCUCAAGCUAGAAAAAAGAUGGGUUUCAAAAGUAAAAUGUUUGUACAUAUAGUGCAAUGUGUUAUAAACUGCUUUUAUCAAUCAAUGGUUGAAAAAAAUUGUCUACCAACAACUCAACAACUUCUUAACCUCUAAUGAUUUCCUAGAUAAUUUCCAAUCAGGUUUUCGACCCCAUCAUAGCACUGAAACCGCGCUCACUAAGCUUAUAAAUGACAUCCGAAUGAACACUGAUCUAGGCAAAAUCUCAAUUCUAGUACUACUUGAUCUUAGCGCUGCUUUU
Molecule: messenger RNA, 1841 nt
Organism: Cololabis saira (Pacific saury)
Lineage: Eukaryota; Metazoa; Chordata; Actinopteri; Beloniformes; Belonidae
Product: transmembrane protein 255B
Exons: 9
Coding region: 52-849 (265 amino acids)
Source: RefSeq, a predicted model, not a curated record